This is a messenger RNA of Trichomycterus rosablanca, 1230 nucleotides long. RefSeq lists its product as uncharacterized. Lineage: Eukaryota; Metazoa; Chordata; Actinopteri; Siluriformes; Trichomycteridae. The record is from RefSeq and is a predicted model, not a curated record. The transcript has 10 exons. The coding region runs from base 61 to 1074 and encodes 337 amino acids.
UUUAACCCUCAGUUCGUUAUUUCUGGCUUUAAGGAGUUUACCAGAGCAGAGUUUAGAGGAAUGUACCUACUGGUUGAAUUUGUGGAUGAGGGAACAACAAGCCCGGUGGCAGCAGAGUGGUACCAUGAGGGCAUAUCAUGGUGGCCUCCAUACACAGUCAAAGCCAAACUUCUAAAAAGUAUCCGAGGCAGUGAGGUCCCAAAUGUGAGCAGAGGAUGGACACAGCACCAAGCUCGUAUCCUUUACAGCUCAGUGAUGUCACAGGAUGAGUGCUUCCAGACAAAUGUUCAGGGAUACUCGGAUGAAACCUCCUUCCCAGAAUCUAGACAAGUGAUGUCAAAGGCCCGGUCCUAUCAGGGAAGAAUUCAGGAUGCUUGGUUCACUGAACCAACACAGCAGAUGAUGUCACAAAUCCAAUUGCUCAGUCAAGAUGGACAGUCCACCAUCACAGAACAAAUGACAGAAGACAAUCAAAGUGUUGGUUUGGAAAGCCACUGUGACAUUCUGUCAGCAGGACCAGCUAACGCACCUAGAGUCCGUCUGCCUACAGGCCGACUAGUUCCGGGUCAAUGCACACCAGCAGAGAGGGCCAUCUUAGAGAUGCUGGGGGAACUGCAGCUCCAGGUCCAGCAUCUCACUUCUGUUAUUACCCAAAGAGGCCCCUUUUUGGGUAACAGCAGCCUGAAGAUGCCACCUGCACCAGCAGAUAAAGAGGAAGAAGAUGGACUUCCACUGGAAAGCAUUCAGGCCUUGAAUGACUUUGAAGUCCAUCUUCAAAACAAGAUCUUCAAGCAAAAAUUGGUGUCAAAACUGUCACUGGUUGGGGGGCAAACACUUAAAAAAACAGUGUGGCGGAUUUGUGGCAAAGUGUUUGCUCCUCAACUAGCUGUGCAGUUGAACUGGUGUGGCAGAGGAGAGAAAACGGCCAUCAAAAACACACACCUGAAAGACACAAUUGUCUUAUCAGCAAUGAGAAACCCGCUGCUCCCCACUCCAAAUGAGGCUGAAGCUGAGAAGAUAAUUAAAGAGUGGCUUCGCCUUUCCAGUGACAGGCUCAGAAAAAGGCAGCGAUAGUUUUUACAUUUAUUUUAUGUUUUAUAUAUAUAAUAGUUUAUGUAUAUAUAAAUACUUGUAAAUAUGUUCUGUUUUUUAAAAGUUAAGGCUAACUUAGUAGUAUGUAAGUUAUUAUAUAUUUAUAUGUGUAUGUUAAAAUAAGAAACAUUUUAUAUC